CGUCUCCUCCCGCCAUCUGGUGGAACCCUCUGCCGGAGCCCUGUCCGGGAAGUCGCCAUCAACACCCAAAUUUGGGACCUUAGUCGAAUUCAUGAUGUGUGUGUGUGCGCGCGCGCGUGGGGUGGGGGGUGGGGGUGGGGGGGUCAAGCUGAGAGGACAAGAAAGGAGAAUCGAAGGUCGGGGAGGGGAAUCGUCGUUUUUGAAGCGACCAGGGGCAUGAUUCCAAGAUCUCAUCGCCGCAAAACUUCAUCCCCACUCAGUGCUCAUCGCCGUCGGCCUUCCUAACUCUCCUCCACCACCGCAACAACCUCCAGAUCUGACGAGAUCCUAACCCAUGGAUGGCGAAGCUCCUCCACUCCUCAAGCUCAGCGAUUGGAGAUCUGAAUCUUCUGGUCCUGUUCAGAGGUUGGACGGCAACGAGGUUUCGGGACAUAGGAGGGCGAAGCUUGUUGUGAAAUGGAGAAGGGCGAGGGAGGCUGUCGAUACUGGUGGAGAUAUGAGGGGAUUCACCUCGUUCUCUCCCUCGCUCCUCAUCCUUCUCUCCAUCCCCAGUCAAGCAAACCCCACAUCAUCGCUACCUUCGACUUAGCAACAGCCGCAUGUAAACCCAACCUCUAGUCCCCACGAACGCGCUCUGAUUUCUUCUCAGACCGACGAGCCUUCCAUCAACCUUCGUACUCCUAGAUUUUGAAGGUUCGAGAUGCGCCGCCGCCCUCUUUUGUGCUUCGACGGUUCCUGGCCACAAUCCAGCCGCAUCCACCUCGUCUCUUCCUUUCUUUCCCUCUUCCACAUGGCGGUUCCCUCCUCACUUCCGUCAUCGCUGCAGGAGCAGUCGGAAGUCGUCGAAGUAUCGACGGGAAAGCACCAACCAAGCAGAGAAGAGAGAGACAAUCGACGAAAUCAAUGGAGAUUUUUUUUUUGAAUUUUGGGGUUUUAGAAUAUUAUAUAGUAAUAUUCUUGAAUUUAAAGUUUUUUCAAUUUAUUAUUUUCAAAGUUUUAUUUAAUAUAAGUUAAAAAUGUGAGGUUUCAAUGGCUUGGCACUGCCACGUCAGCAAAAGUCAAUGUUACGUUGACCGUCGUUUAGUCAACUGUUAUCUUUAACGGUUAACGAAAUUGGCAGGAUACAAAUGACACAAAAUAUAAUAAUAUAGGACAUAAAUGGAA
Messenger RNA from Linum trigynum, 1164 nucleotides. The record is from the annotation of a GenBank genome assembly. Lineage: Eukaryota; Viridiplantae; Streptophyta; Magnoliopsida; Malpighiales; Linaceae.